UGUUUUAGUUUUCAAAAGAAAGCUGAUCCCUUAUUUUCCAGUUUUCCUUGAAUAAUACACAUUUUUGAAACUAAACAACGACAUUCAGAAUGCAUUCAAAGUAUGAGGUCAUCUGCGAAGAACUAGACGUUGUGACAAUUACAUAUUUCGCGAAACUGUAUGAAUAUACACAAACUUGGAAAGAAGCCGCAAAUCAGUUACAACAAGGAUUCAUGGAUUUAGCGCAUGCCAAAUAUACUAUGGGAUCGCAUCGAAUUUCUCAAUAUUCGUAUGAUGAGCGUAUGAAAGCAGCGUUACAAGUGUGAGUUAUUGGACGCAAAGAGCAACGAUAAAAGCACUUGCCUGCUGAUCAAUCCUCAGCAAAAAGUAAAGAACAAGAAGGAGAUACCGAAAAGGAAGGUUUAAGAAGACGCAACAUCAAACAUAUACCAGAGAAGGAGAAGAAUUCACAGUUGGCAAAUGGUGUUAGUGAUGACAAGAAUUCAACGGCAACUGUAGCCACAGCGAACAGUGACGAUCCUAAGGAAGAGAUAGAAAUGGAUGAAAAGAAAGCCACGAAAAAGAUCAAAAAGAAUGGCGACCCGUUAUAUUGGUUUGGUCUCUUCGUAUCUCCGUCUUUACGUACUUCACAGGAGCAUUUCAAGUCAG
Molecule: messenger RNA, 648 nt
Organism: Mycotypha africana
Lineage: Eukaryota; Fungi; Mucoromycota; Mucoromycetes; Mucorales; Mycotyphaceae
Exons: 3
Coding region: 90-305 (71 amino acids)
Biological process (GO): vacuolar proton-transporting V-type ATPase complex assembly
Cellular component (GO): extrinsic component of endoplasmic reticulum membrane
Source: RefSeq, a predicted model, not a curated record